Molecule: messenger RNA, 1974 nt
Organism: Amphibalanus amphitrite
Lineage: Eukaryota; Metazoa; Arthropoda; Thecostraca; Balanomorpha; Balanidae
Product: glutamate receptor ionotropic, delta-2-like
Exons: 9
Coding region: 176-1708 (510 amino acids)
Cellular component (GO): membrane
Molecular function (GO): ligand-gated monoatomic ion channel activity
Source: RefSeq, a predicted model, not a curated record
AGCCGUCAUAACAGAGGCGUGGACUUUCCCUUACGACCCGAAGCCCAUUGUGGAGACGAGGGGAACCUGGUCGGUGGAGGAUGGCCUUUACCUGUGCCCCCAGCUGGCCCAAGGACCGACCUCCUUCGAAGGAAGGACACUCAGGGUUGGAAUCGUAGACGAUCAAUACGUCACCAUGGAAAAGCUUCCCAAUGGAGAGCUCCAAGUCUCCGGGUUCUUGGGAACUCUGCUUAGCUUCCUGGAAGAACGACUAAAUUUCAGGGCCGAGAUUCACGUUCCGGAGAGGCACAUCUUGAAGGGGAAUCUUACAGCGGGCGGCAUGCUCGGGAACGUGUACAAGCGCCAGCUGGAGAUCGGCCUGGCCUCGUUUGCCAUUGUGGAGGAGCGCAGAGCCCUGGUGGACUUCACGCCUCACAUCGAGUCCACGCAUCACAGCUUCCUCAUCAGAGACCCCACGCUGGCGCUGCCCGAUGACGAGGUGAACUGGACGGCCUACCUGGCGCCGUUCGGCCGCUCCGUGUGGUUGGCGCUGCUCGGGGUGGCCGUGCUGGCGUGGCUGGCGGCCGGCGCCACCCUGUGGCUGCUCUCCGGGCCGGUGGACACGCGCUCGUCGGCCGCCGACUCGGCCUGGAUCGUCACCGGCACCGUCCUCCAACAGGGCACUGGUCUCCAGCCGAAUACGCUGUCGGCCCGCCAGGCGCUGAUCUGUCUGUGGAUGCUGACCAUGCUGCUGUACACGGCCUACACCAGCAACAUCGUCUCCCUGCUGGCCUCCAACAGGUUCGCCAUGCCGUUCAGCACGCUGCAAGAGCUCAAAAACCUGAAGGACUGGAAGAUACUCAUCCGUGAAAAUGGUUUUGAAUAUCAGUUUCUGCAGAAGCUGCAGACUUUUGAAAGCCGCCGUUAUAUGUUCAUCGAUGACCUAGAAGCUGGAAUAGAUCGCGUUCUGCAAGGUGGAAAAUAUGUCCUCUUUUCACCGGUUGCAAACAUUGAGGCAACGGUCGAAGCCGACUGCCGUCUCAUCUGGGCACCCAUCAAACUGGCCUACAGCAGAGGACACGCCAUUCUACAAAAAGAUCUCCCGUAUGGGGAUCGAAUUUCAAACGCCAUCCAAGUGCUGGGCGAGGCCGGCAUCAUCGCCGAGACGUGGAGGAAGGAGACGGAGGCAAAGAGGCUGUGCACCGAGACGAAUGCUCUGCCGGCAAUGUCGCUGCGGCACACGCUGCCCGCGUUCGCGCUGCUGCUGCUGGGCCUGCUGAUCAGCGCGGCCGUGCUGGCUGCCGAGAGACUCUGGCGUCGCUCCGACGGCCGCUCCCGGCAGUACCGCCAGAGGCACCAGCUCGCGCAGCGCUGCCCGUCCGUCAUCAUCACCUCACCCGAGCCGAUCCCUCCGCCGCGACACCUGACGGCCGGCCGCGACUGCCACCUGGCGGCAGACGAUCGAACCACCGCGGCGCCGCUGUUCGACUGGCCCGUUUCGUCCAGUGCUCCGGUGCGGUACCUUUCCACUGGGUCGGGCCGACCGUCGUCACACAGCGCCGACUCGACGGUGACGGACGCCGAGGUGCCACAGCACCACGUGCAGGUGCUGGUGCACCGGCGGCUGGCCAGCGCGGCGGGCCGGGGCUCGGCGGUCGGCUGGACGGACGGGCCGGGCCCCGGCGACGUCCCGUCCACUGUCCCUGAUCCGCACAGAGACGGCGCCUGAACUCACUCAGUGGUGAACCUGUGCGAGAAACACGCACCAGCUGCCCGGCUCGCUGGCAUUGCUUAUACACCGUUCACUGUCACGGUGUCACGGUUGUCACGAUGCAUCGUAGUGCACACCUGCCUUGUUUUGAGUUUUUUUUUUUUACUUCCGGCGACACAUCCACGUUGAAUGAUCUACAAUGCAAUGUUUGUAAUGGUUGUAUGCACUUUUUAAUUUGUCAACUGAACACUGGCGGAACCGUUUACGACGCUUAGAUAAACAAA